Saccostrea cuccullata (small rock oyster) is the source of this 2313-nucleotide messenger RNA. RefSeq lists its product as uncharacterized. The transcript has a single exon. Gene Ontology annotation, biological process: proteolysis. Gene Ontology annotation, molecular function: nucleic acid binding; zinc ion binding; aspartic-type endopeptidase activity. The coding region runs from base 572 to 2185 and encodes 537 amino acids. NCBI's taxonomy places the organism in Eukaryota, Metazoa, Mollusca, Bivalvia, Ostreida, Ostreidae. The record is from RefSeq and is a predicted model, not a curated record.
UAACCUACUGACAUUAUUCUGAAAUUGAGUCACCUACAUUUCCUGUUUCCCAGGCUCUAAAGACUAUAAAAUGUAAAUGAUUUGGUACAAAGACGCUUACUUGCUUACUGAUAUCCAAUGUAGUCAGGCUGUAUAUAUUUGUGCUUAUUAGAUAAACUAUAUAAAAUAUAUACCGGUGUUGUUUCUGAUAUAUAACAAUGGCGACGAGGAUGUACAAAACAUGUUAACUCUGUGAUUUAAUUCGUUGGAGAAGUUAAAUCUCAGAUUCAAUUAAAUUUGAAGAUAUGGCAGCGAAAAUUGAUUUACCUUGCGUACCUCAGUUUGUGAUAGGAGGAGAACUAACAAAUGUAGCCCAAAGAUGGGAAGAUUGGAUGAAGAGAUUCAAAUAUUAUAUGGAAGCAUCCGGAGUUACUACUCAGAAACAAAAGCGUGCGCUUCUCCUACAUUUAGCAGGACCGGAAGUUCAGGACAUAUAUGAUACUAUUGAACAUACAGGUGAGAACUUCGAUGAUAUAGUUAAUGAUUUAAAUACUACUUUGCACCCAGAAAAAACGUUGCUUUCGAAAGACAUAUGUUUCGUCAGGCAUCACAAAAUGAAAAUGAAACAGUUACAAAUUUUGUGACACGAUUGCAAAAACUUGCAAUAUCUUGCGACUUUGGAGCGGCAAAAGAUGACAAUAUCCGUGAUCAGGUCAUCGAUAAAUGCAAAUUAACAGCACUAAGAAGAAGAUUUCUGCGAGAAAAAGAACUCAACUUGAUGAAAGUACUGGAAAUAUCAAGGGCCGUAGAAAUGUCAGAUAGUCAGGCACAGAAAAUGGAAGAAAAUCCAGCUAUUCCACAGGAGGUCAACAAAAUUAACCAACAGAUGAAAUCGAAAAAGUUUCCAAAUUUCGAAAAACCAAAACCAAGUCGUGCAUGGGAACGGAAUGGCAGAGGUCAUGGAACACAACAUUCUGGAUACAAAGGACCCGGAGGGCAACACCAAUUCCCUAGAAACAACCAACGAUGUUACAGAUGCGGAAAUCAAGGUCAUUUUGGUCGUGACUGCAGAAUAACACGGGGAAAAAAGUGCAAUAAAUGUGGAAAUGAAGGUCAUUUUGCAAAAGUGUGCAACACCAAGCGCCUUAAUUGCGUUGUUGAAAAUACUACCCCUGAAUUCGCCUUCAGUGUAUCUAAAAAUAAAACACCUACAAUCAAAGUUAAAAUCAACAACAAAGAUGUAAGUGUUAUCAUUGAUACUGGAGCUAGUGUCAACAUUCUAGACGGAGUAACAUUUCGAAACUUGUUUCCAGACAAUAAAGCUUUGAAACACCCAACAUCAGAAAUUUUUGCAUACGGAUCACCAAAACCACUGAAACAACUUGGUAUCAUUACGGCAGAGUUGAAACAUAACGGCGAAUCUAUUCGUACAACUUUCCAUGUAAUUCCCGGAAAAUAUGGAAACUUGAUCAGCAAAACAACAGCUGAGCAAUUAAAACUGAUUAAACUGGAGCAGCAUUUCAUCAAGGAGAUAACAAAAGAAGCUUCCACAAUAGUUCAGGAAUACAGUGACCUAUUCGUUGGACUUGGAAAACUUAAGGAAUUUCAACUCAAGUUACAUGUAGACAACACGGUACGACCAGUGGCUCAACCCAUACGCCGUCUGCCAUAUCACAUGCGUGAAGCUGUUGGAAACAAAAUUGAUGAAUUGGAAAAUUUAGAUGUAAUUGAAAAAGUUGAGGGACCGACACCAUGGGUCUCACCUCUUGUUUGCAUACCAAAACCGAAGCAAAACGACGUGCGAAUCUGUGUGGAUAUGCGUCAAGCAAAUAAUGCGAUAAUGCGGGAACGAUUUCCUAUUCCGAAUGUAGAAGAAACACUACAAGAAAUGAAUGGAGCUACCUGUUUCUCAAAACUUGAUCUUAAAUCGGGAUUUCAUCAAAUUGAAUUAGAGCCAGAUUCAAGAAACAUAACAACUUUUGUCUGCCACAAAGGUUUGUACAGAUACAAAAGACUAAUGUUUGGAAUUUUAUGUGCACCGGAAAUUUACCAACGAAUAAUACAGCAAGUCUUACAAGGGAUCACAGGCUGUAAGAAUAUAUCAGACGAUAUAAUUGUCUUCGGCAAAACAAAAGAAGAACAUGAUAAAGCGCUUCGGGAAGUUUUCAAUAAACUUCGAGAGAGUAAUCUGACCCUGAACAAAUAGAAAUGCGAAUUUUACAAGACAGAACUGAAAUAUAUGGGACACAUAUUGUCCAAAGAAGGAAUUAAAGUCGACCAAGAAAAAGUCAAAGCGGUUCAGGAAGCAAAACAACCCAGUAAUGUACAAGAAGU